Molecule: messenger RNA, 704 nt
Organism: Phlebotomus papatasi
Lineage: Eukaryota; Metazoa; Arthropoda; Insecta; Diptera; Psychodidae
Product: protein phosphatase 1 regulatory subunit 21-like
Exons: 2
Coding region: 1-678 (225 amino acids)
Cellular component (GO): early endosome; membrane
Source: RefSeq, a predicted model, not a curated record
AUGACGCCUUCUCAAUUGGAUGACGAUGACUUCGAAGAGCCAAAAACAAUGGGGGUGAAAUUGGCUUUACCUGGUGGCAAGAAAGAUGAGGAAUUAAAUGUUGAAUUGGAGAGCAAGAUUGUCGAUGUUUCCAGCACAAUAGGAAGCGAAGAUGGACUGAGUGUGACGGGAAGUGAUCAUACAACACCCCUCCAUAGAAAUUCCUCCUCCAGCGAGGAGAGAAUAGCAUUCCUGGAGAAGGAACUCAAUCACUGGCGAACUCAGUAUGAGAUUCUAAAGAUCGAGGAUGGUCUAAUUGGCGCCAAAUUGCUCGGUAUGGCCAGUAAACCAGCUGAUAUGCUGACCAAAGGCCCGUCCAAUGGAGAAUCUGAUGCCACUACGAAGGAGCAACUGGUCUAUGGGCACCUCAGCAAGAAGAUUGAGGAACUCUUUAUGGUCAAAUGUCGGGCAGAAUCGAAAUUAUCUUCCUACAUGGCUGAAUGUGAGGGUCUGCAGAAUGCCUUUGAGAUCCUCAAUGCCGAAAUGCAAGAUAAUACACUGAAGCAAGAGGGGUCUCAGAGGAAACUGCAGAUCUUGGAGGAUGACCUAGUAACGACGAGAUGCAAUUAUGAGGAGCAAAUCACAGUUUUGACAGAGCAAAUCAUCAAUUUGAGCGAUCAUUUGGCGGCCAGGCGUUAAUUGGUACAUCCUACAUAUACAUGCUA